This is a messenger RNA of Colletotrichum paranaense, 2280 nucleotides long. Its product is annotated as glycosyl hydrolase family 92. NCBI's taxonomy places the organism in Eukaryota, Fungi, Ascomycota, Sordariomycetes, Glomerellales, Glomerellaceae. The record is from RefSeq and is a predicted model, not a curated record. The transcript is spliced from 5 exons. Gene Ontology annotation, molecular function: carbohydrate binding; peptide-N4-(N-acetyl-beta-glucosaminyl)asparagine amidase activity. Bases 1 to 2280 code for a protein of 759 amino acids. Gene Ontology annotation, cellular component: nucleus; cytosol. Gene Ontology annotation, biological process: carbohydrate metabolic process; protein deglycosylation; protein quality control for misfolded or incompletely synthesized proteins.
AUGCGCCGAGCCGCUCUACUCCACCUCACAUCCACCCUAGUGGCAGCGCAGUCCGCCGACCUAGCCAGCCAUGUCCUAACAGACACCGGCUCCGUGGGAGGCGGAAACACCUUCCCGGGCGUCUCCCGCCCGCUGGGCAUGGUCAAGCUAGGCCCGGACCUCGAAAACGGCGUCGACGCCUACUCAGGCUACCUCCCCGCCGGCAAUGUCACCGGCUUCUCCAUGCUCCACGAGUCGGGUACCGGCGGGGCGCCCAAGUACGGCGUCGUCAACCAGAUGCCCGUGGUAGGCGUUCUCGACAACCCGCUCCAGGUUAACCAGAGCACAGAUACCCGGGCCCGGCCGGAUGAAACGGAGCUCGGGCAUUACAGGGCGUUCCUCGGCUCCGGGGUCGUGGUGGAGUUGGGGGCUUCGGAGAGGGCUGGGAUGUAUGCGUACACGUUUCCUGGGAACAAUGGCAGUGGCGCGAGCAACAAUAUCAUUGUUGAUGUCUCGCAUGUUCUGCCAUCGUACAGGGGGCAAGGUCUUGGGCAAAACUACCUCGGCGGAGGAAUCGAGGUAUUCGAUACCAGCGAUGGGGUUCACUACGAAGGAUACGGGUACUACGAUAAUGGCUGGAACCGCGCCGCCGAGUGGAAAGUCUUCUUCUGCGGCCACUUUGACCAGCACCCCUCCUCCUUCAAAACCUUCCUCGGCACCGACCUCACAUCAGACGCCCUCUCCGCAUACGGCAAUGAAGCGACCUCGUACGAAUCUCGCACGCAGCGCCUAGGUGCCGUCUUCACGUUCGCUGACCCGGCCGUCACCUCCCGCGUCGGCGUAUCCUUCAUCUCGACCGCCCAAGCAUGCCGCAACGUCAACGUCGAGAUCCCCGCGGGGACAAGCCUCUCGACCGUCAGGACGGCAACCCGCGAGGCGUGGACGACAGAGGUGCUCUCCAAAGUGACGACGACAGAGACUAACACAACCAAGUUGGACCAGCUGUACACGGCCUUGUACUUUAUGAACCUCCUCCCCACCAACAAGACGGGCGAGAACCCGCUCUGGGAGUCGUCCGAGCCGUACUACGAUGACAUUUUCACCUUCUGGGAUACCUUCCGUUGCACCACAUCCCUACUCCAAAUCCUCCAACCCCAAGCCCACGAAGAAUUCAUCCGCUCCACAAUCGACAUCUGGCGCUUCACAGGCUACGCCUCGGACGCCCGCUCCUCCUUCUUCAAUGGCGCCGUCCAGGGCGGCUCCAACGCAGACAACGUCCUCGCAGACGCCUACGUCAAGAACGAAGGCCGCGGCGCCCUCCCGGACUGGCUCGACCUCGGCUUCAUCUCCCCAACCUACGCCCGCGCCGUCACCCGCGCGGUAGAGUAUGCCGUCAACGACUAUGCCAUCUCCCAAGUCGCGCGGGGCCUGGGCCAAAACGACACGGCGGACGCCUACCUACAGCGCUCCCGCAACUGGCGCAACCACUGGAACGAAAACAUGACGGCCCACGGCUUCAACGGUUUCCUCGGCCCCCGCAACGCAGACGGCUCGUUCCCUCUCCCGGCACAAGACCCCCUCGACUGCGGCGGCUGCUACUGGGCCGAGGCGUACUACCAAGCCACGCCGUGGGAAUAUACCUUCAACGCGCACCACGACGCCGCGCACCUCAUCGACCUCGCCGGCGGACCCGAGCUUUACGCCGCGCGCCUGGAAAAGACGUUUGAACCGGGCGGGUACGCAGGCAACACCGCGUUCGGCAACACAAUCUUCAACCCGGGCAACGAGCCCUCCUUCGGCACGCCGUACCUCUUCAACUUUGUCAACAAGCAGCACCUCGCCGUGCGCCACGCCCGCUUCGUCGCCAAGUCGUACUACAAGCCCACGCCGGACGGGUUACCGGGGAACUCGGACGCGGGAGCAAUGGAAUCCUGGCUGCUCUGGAACAUGAUUGGUCUCUACCCCCUUACGGGCCAGACAACGUUCCUCAUCGGCUCACCCUGGUUUUCCGACUUGACCAUCGCCCUUGGUGGUGGUCGCGAGUUGAGGAUUACCUCGACGGGUGGGUCCGAGGACGUGUACUACGUCCAGAGCCUGCGCGUCAACGGACAGGCGUGGGACAAGACGUGGGUGACGUGGGAUGAUAUCUUUGCCGGGGGCGGGACGCUGGAGUUUGAGCUGGGGCCAGAGCCGGUGGAGUGGGCCUCGGGAGAGCUGCCACCGAGCCCGGCGAGUGUCGUCGGUGGCCAGAAGGAGGAGGUUGCGGCGCUGAGACAGCAACGGCAGCGGCGGUGGCGAUAA